Messenger RNA from Dentiscutata heterogama, 2094 nucleotides. Lineage: Eukaryota; Fungi; Glomeromycota; Glomeromycetes; Diversisporales; Gigasporaceae. The record is from the annotation of a GenBank genome assembly.
AUGACGGAUCACAACGUCCGCCAAAGGCAUGGCAUACAAAUUAUGGAACCUCCUGACUCCAUACAAAAUGUACAAAUCUUAGACGAAAAGAAGACUAUAGGGCAAACUAGAAAAUAUACAAAAAAAGAGAUUGUUUCGAACAGUGCUUUGGCUAUCCUCACGCUCGUAUCAUUCAUAACCCGCUUUUGGAAGAUAGAUCACCCGCAUCAAGUCGUCUAUUAUAUAAAACGAACCUAUUUUUUUGAUGUACAUCCUCCACUUGCAAAACUCAUGUUCGCGGCAGUAGGCUGGUUACUGGGUUAUGAUGGUCAUUUUGAAUUUGAUAAUAUUGGAGACGAUUAUAUAACGAAUGAUGCUCCAUAUAUUGGACUUAGAUCAUUGCCAGCUAUGCUAGGUGCACUUCUUGUCCCUUUAACAUACAUGAUCAUGAUUGAAUCCGGAGAAUUUUCGAACGAAUGGUGGUUUUGGAUGAUCGCAUCCGGAGUAACCCUUGGUUUAACAUUAAGUGUAAAAUUGGUUGGUCUAUUUACCGUCCUCACCAUUGGAAUGGCGGUUAUAGUUGACUUGUGGAAUUUGUUGGAUAUAAGACGUGGACUAACAAUAGAUCAUUUCAAAAAGCAUUUCUAUGCGCGUGCUGUUGGUUUAAUCAUUGUACCAAUUUCAGUUUAUUUGUUUUGGUUUUACGUUCAUUUUGCCAUACUGACUACAAGCGGUCCUGGUGACUCGUUUAUGAGUCCGGCGUUCCAAGAAACGCUACAAGGAAAUGCGAUGUCACUUGAAAGCCUUGAAAUAAGAUUUAAUGACACAAUUACCUUAAAGCACAAAAAGACUUCAGUCUUCUUACAUUCUCAUCUUGAACGCUAUCCUCUUCGAUAUAACGAUGGGCGUAUUAGUAGUCAAGGGCAGCAAGUUACUGGUUAUAAAUAUGAGGAUAGCAACAAUCAUUGGCGAGUUAAACCUGCAACGAUUUUUAUGGAUCCCUCGAGACCGGAAGAUGAUUUUGUAAAACAUGGGGAUUAUAUAUUACUUGAACACGUCAAUUCAGAGUCGCAUCUCCUCACUCAUGAUGUAGCCUCGCCUUUGAUGCCAACCAAUCAAGAAUUUACGACCAUGCCAGUAGAUGAUGAUUCCCGUUAUAAUGAGACCAUUUUUCAGGUUUUAAUAGAUGAUGGUGAUUCAGACACAAUAUGGAAAACGAAAUCUAGCUAUAUGCGGUUGAUCCAUUUUGAUACAAAAGUGGCGUUGUGGACACAUGAUAAAUUGUUGCCGGAGUGGGCCUUUAAACAGCAAGAAAUUAACGGUAAUAAGAACAAUGUAGAUAGGAGCAAUGUAUGGUUCGCAGAUCAAAUUGUUGGAAAAAAUGUAACAAAGCCCUUGGUUCCAGAACCUCCAAAAAAACAUCUUCCAUUUUUUGCAAAAUUUUUUGAAUUGCAACGUCUUAUGAUCAGUCAUAAUUCAGGAUUAACGAAACCACACCCUUAUUCCUCUACACCGAUCAAUUGGCCAUUUUUAGUACGAGGUAUUUCUUUUUGGACAUACAACGAUGAGAGGCAACAGAUAUAUUUAUUAGGUAAUCCAUUUACCUGGUGGUUAUCUGUGGGUGCUAUGGCCGUUCUGGUUGGCGUUUUAUCCGCAGAUCUUAUCUCUAGGCGACGUGCUAUUCAACCGAUUUCUGAACCUGUUCGUGAUCGUUUAUACAAUUCCGGUCUAUUCUUCUUUAUGGCAUGGUUUAUACACUAUGCACCAUUUUUCUUAAUGGGUCGAUCACUGUUUCUCCAUCAUUAUCUUCCUGCUCUAAUCUGCGGUUAUUUUGUGGCAGCAAUAGUUUUUAACUUUAUGUUUAUAGAUUCUGUAAAUUAUCCAAUUUCAGUAGCUGGAUCGGGGAAGGCACCUCGAAUUGUGGCGCGUGCUGUUGUUAAACAUAUAUCAGUAAUUACUUGUAUUAUAUUGUUAACUUUGUCUGCAUGUGUAUUUUAUUAUUUUAUACCUCUUACCUAUGGUACACCUGGAGUAGAUCCGGCAGGAAUAAAAAAUAGGAUGUGGUUAGAUAGUUGGGAUUUACAUUUUCAACCGAAAAGACAUGAGGCGGCCUGA